This is a messenger RNA of Cherax quadricarinatus, 11577 nucleotides long. Lineage: Eukaryota; Metazoa; Arthropoda; Malacostraca; Decapoda; Parastacidae. The record is from RefSeq and is a predicted model, not a curated record.
UAAAUAUUUAUCAUAAUGGUCCCUAUGAAGGUUGGAGCACUACACGUCACCUGAGUCCACCAUCACCGCCGUUCUCGCCAGUUUUUAGCCAUUUUCUCGCCCAAAUAUCCAUCUUUUCGCCAUCGUGGAUAUUGUGGUUGUGAUAUGAAUCAGUAUGGUUGAAGGAUCGACCCCAGACAUGGGGGCUGCGGAGGGGGUUGUUGCCCCCUCCGCAGCAGCAGCGAGCGAGGAGGUCGUGGUGCUGCAGAUUCCUCCGGUGACAACCCGUCGCCCAACCAUCUGUUAUGGUCGCAUCCUCCUGGGCGAGAUAACACCACUGCUGGCCGCCAUGAAGCGGUCAACUCCCCGCUGGUCGUCACACCAGCAGGACAUGGAACGUGAUCCGCUGGUCAUGAAGUUGAAGGAGUUGAGGACUACGGUCACCUCCCUGGGUCCAGAUGACACCAUGGACCCCAGUACAUUCCUGGAUCCAUUUCUGGCAAUCAUCCGUUCUGAGGACACCACCGGGCCUGUCACCAAAGGUGCUCUGGCUGCUGUUAACAGAAUGCUGAACUAUGGCCUCAUCACAGAGGAGUGCAGCAGUGCCGUCAGUGCCGUAGAGGCAGUGGCUGCAGCAGUCACCCAUGCUCGCUUUGUGGGCACUGACCAAGGGGCCGACGAGGUUGUCUUGUGGGAAAUACUGACUGUGUUGAGGACGCUCAUGCUGGGUCCCGUCGGUCACCUUCUCACCAACGAAUCUGUUUGUGAAAUAUUAAAUUCUUCCUUUCGCAUCUGCUUUGAGACGCGACUCAGUGAGCUCUUGAGGAAUUGUACUGAGGAUGCACUGAGGCACAUGGUACAGCUUCUCUUUGCUCGCCUCCCUCAGUUUAAAGAUGAUCCCAGGAUUCAGGGGCAGGCCAGGAGACUGAAGAUGCGGGCAGGAGGAGAGGGCAAAGGUCGCAGGAAGGGCAAAUCCCCCCGACCGACGCCAUCCUCUACCCCUCCUCCCCCAGAGCCAACUCUAGCAACUAAAGCAUCAGAACAGAUGAAGAAAGAGGAGGAAGAGUCUGAUUUAGGCAUCAAAGAGGAACUGUCGCCACUUGCCAUGGUGUCGCCAUCCGAAUCUGAGCUGGAGUCCUUGAGUAGUGCUAUUGUUGGAGACAACCCGGUUGGGGACACAGCCUCGGUUGAUUCAGGAAUCAUGGAUUCCAUUUCUCCGGUUGAAAACAAGGUUGACAUAUCCAAUGCUCAUUUAGCCCCAGAUAACUGUAGUUCAAUGGAAAAUCUUGCAAGCUCAGUGAAUGAACCAGAUGGCGUGUGUUCCUCCAAGAUCUGUGAUGCCGAUCACAUUGAGGCAGUGUCCAGGGAACGAUCGGAAACCAACACGUCGCAGUCGUCAGCCGAGGUAGUCAGUCACGGAGACAUUGAAACCGAGCCCUUGGAGACUGCCUCUCGAUCAGAUAACAUGCUUCAGGUCGAGAAGGAGGAGUUCAUCAAUGCCCAGGGAGUGAAGUUCACUCAGGAGGGAGUGAGUGUUGAAGAGGGUACACUGGUGCCCUAUGGUAUGCCCUGCGUAAGAGAGGUGUUCAGGUUCUUAAUCUCUCUCACUUCGCCAACCAACGAACAAAAUACACCUUCCAUGAUUCUCACAGCACUCAACCUGCUGACGGUCGGCCUGGAAGUUGGCGCCCAUCACAUCAAUCUGACACCAUCAUUGAUGACACUUCUGAAGGACCAGCUCUGCAGGAACCUCUUCAUGCUUCUGAAACCUGACCACAGGCUAAGCAUCUUCAUGGCAUCCCUGCGUAUAUGCACCCUAUUUUGCGAGUCCUUGCGUACCCACUUCAAGUUUCAGAUCGAAAUGUUCCUCAACAAGCUUACGGAAAUUAUAACAUCGGAAAUGGCAAAUGUAACUUAUGCUCACAAGGAGUUAGCCUUGGAGACCAUCGUUCAGUUGUGGCGAAUUCCUGGACUCGUCACGGAGCUCUUCCUGAACUAUGACUGUGACCUAUAUGCUUCUAAUUUAUUUGAAGACCUAACUAAAGUCCUCUCUAAGAAUGCAUUUCCUGUUCAGGGCCUCUAUUCUACCAAUUUACUGUCUUUAGAGGCACUUUUUACAGUCAUUGAGACAAUUGAGGGACACAGCACGAGCAGAGAUAGAAAGUCAUUGGAUGCGGUACACGAUCUUAAACAGAUGCCUCUGGUGGUGGCGCCGGUGUCGUCGGGAUACCUCCUGGGACUGGGUCUUCAUGGCGGGUUCUCACCAGUCACACCCCAGCUCAAGGCUCGCACUGUACUGAUGGACAGUCAGACUGUCUCACGGGAACACUUGGUGGCGCUCAAGGAACAGAAAAAACUCUUGGCUGCUGGAACGGAUCAGUUUAAUGCUAAGCCUGACAAAGGCAUUAAAUUUUUGCAGGACAAUGGAAUUAUUGGGAAUACUAAUGAUGAUAUUGCUGUGUUUCUUCGAGAGAAUCCUCAGCUCUGUAAGAAGAUGAUCGGUGAGUACGUGAGCAAGAAGAAGAAUGUCGACAUACUGUCAGCUUUUGUGAGAUCCUUUGAGUUUCGAGGACUGCGAGUCGACGAGGCGCUACGCACAUUCCUGGAGAGUUUUAGGCUCCCUGGGGAGGCUCCUCUCAUCUCUAUCAUCAUCGAGCAUUUCUCAUCCCACUGGCAUACCAGCAACAACGAACCAUUUGGGAAGGAGGAUGCAGCGUUUACUCUCGCUUAUGCUAUUAUCAUGCUCAAUGUUGACCAACACAAUCAGAAUGCCAAGAAACAGAAUAUACCCAUGACUCUUGACCAGUUUCGCAACAACUUGCGUGGUGUCAACGAUGGCAAAGACUUUGAUCCGGACAUGCUGGAAGAGAUUUACAAUGCAAUUCGUCUGGACGAAAUAGUCAUGCCUUCGGAACACACAGGAUUAGUGAAGGAGAAUUACAUGUGGAAGAUGUUGUUGAAGCGAGGAAUGACCAAAGAGGGGGAGUACCUCCUUGCCAAUGGCAACACAGCCUUUGACCGCGACUUGUUCGCCAUCUGCUGGGGCCCAACCAUCGCCUCGCUCUCCUAUGUUUUCGACAAGUCCUCUGAUGAUGCCAUUAUCCAGAGAGCACUAUCGGGCUUCAGGAAAUGUGCAUCUAUUUCUGCGAGAUACGGCAUGAGCGACGUUUUUGACAACCUGGUGGUGUCGCUCUGUAAAUUUACUACACUGACAGCUUCCUCUGUUGAACCGCCAGAGCAUGUGACCGUGUCGUUUGGGUCUAACAAGAAAGCUCAGCUUGCUGCCAGGACAGUCUUCAAGCUGGUCACGUCACAUGGCGACAUUUUGAGAGAUGGCUGGAAGAACAUCUUGGACCUUCUCCUGCAGCUUUUCCGCUGUCGCCUCCUUCCAUCCUCGCUAGUGGAGAGCGAAGACUUCGUAGAGUCGAGUGGGCACAUAAGCUUGAUGCGAGAGACUCCAGUUGCUGUUCCUAGAGUAGAGUCUGGCUUGCUGUCAUCUCUAUACUCUUAUAUCUCCCUUGGUGAUGCUGGCACUGCCAGAGGGACAAACCCGGAAGACAUAGAGCUGUCGCAGAGAGCCAGAGCCUGUAUCUUAGAGUGCCAUCCUGAGAAGCUCAUCACCGAGUCUGCAUUCCUUCGAUGCGAUUCGUUAAAUGAACUGCUGAAAGCCAUGAUGGGUGCAGGAGAUGCCAGCACUCUAGGAGACACUGGUAUAGGUCCUCGAGGAAGCUUGCUUGAGGACGGCAUGACUGGAGGACUAGAUGAACACAGUCAGGCGUUCCUCCUCGAAUUAGUCGUGCAAGUUUUGGUAGCCAACAAAGACCGUGCCCUGGGUGUCUGGCCUGGUGUGCGAAACCAUAUUUAUUCACUGUUGAUGGGGGCAGUUGCCGCCGACCGGCAGUUUCUCCUUGAGCGUUGUGUCGUGGCCAUGUUGCGAUUGGCCAAAGUCUUGCUUAGACGACCCAAUCUUGCUAAUCCUAUCUUGCAGGCUCUGCGUAUGUUGCUGCUACUGCGUUCUACGGUGCUGCUGCGAAUCUCCCUGCAAGUUGUCUGUGGUUUACGCGAAGUGUUGAGUGUGAACACUGACCACAUCCAAGACCCUAAUGACUGGGCGGUGCUGUUUAACCUGCUGGAGUGUGCCGGUGCUGGUGCUAAACCACCACCGAUGGUCAACUCAGAGCACCCAGACACCACCAGUGAUGCAGGCUCAGUGUCAGACAGUGACGUGGGCAGCACCUCGGGCAUCGACUCUGGCCAUUGCACCGAGGGGGCGGCUAGUGAUUCUGUAGAGCGCCCCUCGACUCCAGCCGGGGUGACGGAUCAUAAUGAAGGGGCCAAGUCAACCCAGAGAUCGAGAGCAGCCAGCCCUGAUCCACUCCACAACACUGGGGGCUGGAUACUGGUGGGUACUGGGUUGGUCGCGAGCAGACGAGCAGUGGCAGUGGAGCUGUGGCGCAAGACAGAAAAACGAAUCUCCAACAAGGAAGGCAUGCGGUCGCCACUGCGGCGGAAGGCUACUGGACGACGCAAGGAAGAGAAGUCUGGCUUGCGAGGACCUAAAUCUCCUACCACCAGCCCGAGUGCUUACGAUGCGGAUGAAGUCGACCUGAGCUACAAUUGCAGUGCAAAUUAUGACUUUUCAGGCAAGACUAGAACCAACGAAUUCCAAAAGGAAGGCAAUGCGGUCGCCACUGGUGGCGGAAGGUACUGGACGCGCAAGGAAGAAUUGCUUUUGCUGGACCUGAUGGAUACACUACACACAGCAUCUAGUCACAUUGUGGGUCUGGCCGACCAGCCGCUGCAGCUGGCAUCGUCGCCCUCGCUCUGGCCACAGGCACUAUGUCCUCUCCUCCAGGGUAUUGCUCGUUACUGCUGCGACUCUCGCACUACUAUCCGCAACAUGGCGAUGACAUACCUACAACGAGCGUUGCUGAACCACGACUUGCAGGCUCUGAGUGCCGGGGAGUGGGAAUCAUGCUUCAACAAGGUGCUCUUUCCUCUGUUGGCCAAGCUACUGCAGCCACUACCAGGGUCCAGUCCAGCCUCCCUGGAGGAGACCAGGGUUCGAGCGGCCACACUCGUCCAGAAGGUGUACCUGCGUCAUCUGACACCCCUGUUAACCCUGGCCACCUUCACGGCCCUAUGGUUAACCAUCCUCGAUUUCAUGGACAAAUACCUUAACACCCAUCGUUCAGAUCACUUGAGUGAUGCCAUUCCGGAGAUCCUGAAGAACAUGCUGCUGGUGAUGGAGACUACUCAGGUGUUCCACACGGCUGAUGGCUUCACUCGCCUCUGGACUAUCACCUGGGAUCGCAUAGAUGCAUUCUUGCCGGACUUUCGCCACAACCUCUUUCGCAGUCACCCACCUUCGGAGAUCCACAAGAUAGAGGUGGUACCAUCCAAGAGUUGCGUCAAGUCUCCUCUGCCGCCGCUCCCUGAUGACAUGAGGGCAAGCCGUGCCAUGCCAGGUGGCAUAGCUGUACCAGGAGCGGUGCAGGAGCCCUCGCCUCAGGAUGCCACCAACACCGCCUCUUCCAGCCCUUGUUCUGACGGAGAGGCGUUUGCACCUCCCACCUUGAGGGAACAACAGGCUGCUAGGUUAUCUCUGAGUCAGGAGUCUCUGCCGACUAGCUACGGCAAUGCCAUCAUCCUGCAGCCUCCACUUCCGACCCUCCUACCCGCCGCACUGCCAGGCUCGCCCUCCUCAUCCUCCGGGGCAACGGCGCUCGCCCAGUCGACCUCUCAGAUGCCGUCAUCAGUACACGAGGCCAGUGGGAGUUUGGUCACUAGUUCCGUACCGACCACCCUGCCAUACCUCAGCCCGUCCUCUUCGCCAUACUCACUCUCUCCUGUCGACCCUACAGCUGUUUUUCCACACGUAGUCUUGCAUGUGGAGCCACCCACACCACCCACGCUACCCAUUUCUCUUCCUGUAACCCACGCUGAAUACUCAAUGCCCAUUUUGAAUUACCAAGAUACUCUGGUGUCACACACACACACGAUCGCUGACUACUCGACGACACCUCUCACACAGUUGUCUCCUCUCAUGCAGCCGUCUCCUCUCACACAGUUGUCUCCUCACAUGCAUUCGUCUCCUCUCACGCAGUCGUCUCCUCACAUGCAGUCGUCUCCUCACAUGCAGUCGUCUCCUCUCGCGCAGUCGUCUCCUCACAUGCAGUCGUCUCCUCACGUGCAGUCGUCUCCUCUCACACAGUCGUCUCCUCUCACGCAGUCAUCUCCUCUCACACAGUCUUGUGUAACCUCACCAGUGUUACUUCAGUACCCCAACUACAAUACAUUGCCUCUGCCACACUCAUACACUGACUCAGCGUGUCUUCAUCCACAAGUGUCCUUGUCACCCAGUGCAGCAGCGGUGCAGAAGGUUCCACAUUACACAGGAACGUUCACCUAUCGAUCUGAAGGUGAACCUGUGUCAUCCUCAUCUACAAGUCAUAAUGCAAUUAGUUACACUGGCAAUACUUCUCCACAAACUUUCUGUUCCCCAGCAAACUCUGUGAGCAGUGAAAGUUUUUUUUAUGAUAAGCCAGGAAUGUCUCCAGAUAAUAUUGGUCACUUUUAUUCUCCAAGCGAUUUCACAGCCGGUUAUUCAUCAAACUUUACAAAUUCGUCUCUUCAUUCGGAACUUCCUGCGUGUGACAUCCCUGCACACAGCACUCAUGACUCCACCCUGGCCAGUACAUCCAUCACCUGUCCAUACCUUGCUACCACAAAUGCCUCUCACUCUGCUGCUUUUCCCAUUGUUAAUGCUUCGUCUCUUGCAAGUUCUGCUUCCACACCCCCAGGUGAUCACUCGGCCUACAGUUUUGCUGACAGCUAUGUUUCAAACCACACCAGGAGUGCACAAUUUACCCAAAAUGCUUCUGGCUUGUCGUCCAACCAUAUUUCACCUCUUAGCAAUGUACCUGCCAUAGACUAUGCCCUCAGUAUAGCUAGCACCAGCACAGCUAACACUAGCACAUUACCUGCCACAGACUGUGGCCUCAGCAUAGCAAACACCAGCACCACACCCAGCACUGCCAUUGUAUCACCCUCCCCAACCUCCAUCUUCCCUAUAUCUCUCCCGUCAUUCCUCAACCCAUUUUCUACGGAUGACGUAGAGUCAGACUCUCCAGGCACAAGUGGAGAGUCAGCCGGGGUUAAAACAUCUUUACCCGAUCCUGCAAGUAGUGGUGUUCCUCCUCCCUGUCCAGCUAAGGAUUCUUCUCUCUUGUACCGUCCAGCGUCAAUACUCUUGAACCAGGCGAGUGAGGCCCAGCAUUACAGCAUGGAGACUGCACUUUCUUCGAAACCUCCAGGCCAGCCUCUGGCAGACGGGUGCGGCGGUGACGGCAUGCAAGAUGGCCGGGACGUCACACUGCACACGGCACCUCCUAUUCCACUCCUGCUGACAAAUUCAGUGCUGCAUCCGCCACCUCUUACGCUCUUGCCUCUUGGCACGCAAAUGGGCCAUGAGGGCAAGGAGUAGGUCGUCAGUCAUCAUACAUUCCUCCCAGAGACCUGCGCCACCACUAGUGUUCUUGUUUGAGCGGCAUCUGGCCUCUCCGCAGUUUUUUAAAAGCAUUUUGCACCUGUGAUUCCGUGGCAGUGUUCAGUGCUUCUCUGAGAAGUGUCAUUUUGCAUGAGUUUAAUCAUGUUAAUUUAAAGUUGGUGAAUUUUAUAUUCAAACAUUGAAAUGUAUGUUAAUUUAUAGACUUGGUUUACGUGUUGGGUCACCGCUGUAACUUUGUGUAUAUCUUCCAGUGAAUGUAUUCCAUGUGUUGGGUCGUCAAACACACAGUUAUAGCCAUACUUACAAACACACAAUUACAUGUAAACUUAUAAAUAAUUAAAACACCUGGAACACUAACCUGUUUUAACAGUUAAAACACCUGGAACACUAAUCCCUUUUAACAGUUAAAACACCAGGAACACUAACCUGUUUUAUCAACUUGAGGACCCCUGGUGGCUGUGUUUUACAUUCACGAUAUUUCUUAUCAGCAUUUUAAGGUCAAAAGCACCAUAUUAAUUUCCUUCUCACUUAAUUUGAAUAUUCAGUUAGUUGGACUUCCUCUGGUCUUGCAAGACCAAUGUACAACAGAGGGAGAAAGUUCACAAAAAUGUUAAUUGUUCAUCAUGUGAAAUUCUUUAGCCUAUGAAAUAUUUUGUGCAAUAGAGCCCCUUUUGAAUUCAACAUUAUAUAUAUAUAUAUUUCUUUCUUUCAACACACCGGCCGUAUCCCACCGAGGCGGGGUGGCCCAAAAGGAAAAACGAAAGUUUCUCCUUUUCUUCUUUCUUCUUUCUUUCAACACACCGGCCGUAUCCCACCGAGGCGGGGUGGCCCAAAAGGAAAAACGAAAGUUUCUCCUUUUACAUUUAGUAAUAUAUACAGGAGAAGAGGUUACUAGCCCCUUGCUCCCGGCAUUUUAGUCGCCUCUUACAACACGCAUGGCUUACGGAGGAAGAAUUCUGUUCCACUUCCCCAUGGAGAUAAGAGGAAAUAAACAAGAAUAAGAACUAGAAAGAAAAUAGAAGAAAACCCAGAGGGGUGUGUAUAUAUGUGCUUGUACAUGUAUGUGUAGUGGGACCUAAGUGUAAGUAGAAGUAGCAAGACGUACCUGAAAACUUGCAUGUUCAUGAGACAGAAAAAAGGACACCAGCAAUCCUACCAUCAUGUAAAACAAUUACAGGCUUUCGUUUUACACUCACUUGGCAGGACGGUAGUACCUCCCUGGGCGGUUGCUGUCUACCAACCUACUACCUAUAAUAUAUAUAUAUAUAUAUAUACAUAUAUACAGUAGAACCCACAUAUCUGCGGAUUCAGUUUCAGUUAUCCACGGUUUACUGUGGCCUGAAAAUAACCCAUAAUUUUGCAUAAAAGUUGUGAUGGCAGUUGUUCAAAGCCUGAGAGAAGUCGUAAAGCGCUUCCCAUCAGUGAAAAAAUAAUAAUACUCCACUUACUGUGCAUAAUUUAUCAAUUAAACUUUAGGUCGUGUAUGUAAAUAAAAAAUGAUUUGUAUGUAGGGUUUGGUACUAUCCACGGUAGGUCUUGGAACGUAUCCCUCGUGGAUAUAGGGGACUACUGUAUAUAUAAUAUAUAUAUCGAUUCAUAUAUUAAAAGACAGGUUAAUUAUUGUUAGUAGUGAGUGAUAGUUAGACUUUUAUGUAAAUAAGAGUUGAUAUAUAUAUCUGUGUAGUGCAUAUAUUUAUAUAAAGUUAACGAAUAUUGAGUAUUGAACAUUGAAUAUUCUUAGCGGUGUAGCUUUGUUGUAGACUGCAAUAGCGAGGUUGCAACAGUUCGCGACCCUUUCAUGAUUUGGGGAGAAGCUGUGAAUAAAUGAUAUACAAAACUGACAUAAUAAAUGAGAGACUUGUGCAACAUAUCACACAAGUGUCUGGAGAGAAGCUUUAGACAAUGAUUGGGUCCGUGGUGGGUCGUUGUUGGUACAGUGGGGGAUGUGAUGGACCCUCAGAUAUAUCUCUCUCCUCGCGACUUGGUGAUGGUCCGGGGUGGACAUGAGAUGUCUGGCAUGCACUUUCUAUAUUGUGAGUUGUGAACUGUCAAGAGUAGUUGUGUCUUGCUGUGAGCGUCCUAUCAACCCCAGUCACAGUAGGAUGUGGAUAGUGUUUGGUGGAUGGAUAAUUUGUGGAUAGUGUCUGGUUUAUGUACAGGACUUGUAGAUGGAUAGUUUGUGGAUAGUGUAUAGUGGAUGUACAGUGUUUGUGGGUAGUGUCUGGUUUAUGUACAGGACUUGUGGAUAGUGUAUGGUGCAUGUACAUUGUGGAUAGUGUACAGUGGAUGUACAUUGUUUGUGGGUAGUGUCUGUUGGAUGAAUUGCUGGUGGUUUUUGUUUUGCAGAUAAAGACAAGAGAGGAGGUUGUACAGUAGAAUCUCUUAUAACAUGACUCACGAAAUCGUAAUGACACGAUUGCAAACAAACCAUACCACAGGCGGGAUUUGAACCCGUGGUCAGAGUCUCAAAACUCCAGACCGUUGCGUUAGCCACUGGACCAGCUGGUCCAGUGGCUAACGCGACAGUCUGGAGUUUUGAGACUCUUCGACCUCUGGUUCAAAUCCCGCCCGUGGUAUGGUUUCUCUUAUAACAUGUAAAUGGUCUUGGAAAUUGCUUAUUAUAUAUAUACUGUUUUGCACCAAGGCAGGGCAAGUAAAGGAAAAAUAUUAACCAUCAUUCGUUCAACAGCCAUUGUGCUAAAAUUAUUUUUUGUGACACGCUGGUCGUCCCACUGAGGCAGGGCGACCUGAAAAAGAAAAAACACUUCCACCAUCACUCAGAGUGGAAGUGCAAUAGUGACAGCGUACUAGAACUACGUGUAGGAUUAGGGCACAGUGUGGAUUAUGGAAUCGUACCUGAAAGAGGAUUUGUCCAGGACUUGACAAAAGUCCAGGAGUUUGUGGAGUCCUGCUGGACAAAGUGUUUUCUAAUAUAUCUUAACUUGCAUAUUAUCUUUUUAGAAGUGUACAGAUAUUACAGAAUUUUUAGUGUGAAUUUAUUACCUUCGAGAAAUGUGGUCAUGGUCCUGGACCCUCACACGUGAGAUUUUAGUUUAUUUAUAAAAUAUGUGCGCUGAACCUCCCCUACUCUUCCUAUUGGUUGAAAAAAGUUUACACGUGGUCAGUCGUAUACAACUGCUCUUUUUUUUAUUUUUAUACUGUAUAUACUUGUAAAGUCAGAUACAUGUUGCAUCCUGGGUAAGAACCAAACUAGUAUAGUCAUGCCUCUGGCAAGACAGUGAUGGAGUGAACGAUGAUUAAAGUGUUUCUUCUUUUUUGGAUCAUCCUGCCUUGGUGGGACACGGCCAGUGUAUUAAAAAAAUAAAAAAUCCAAAUUGCUUGGCUUUCCUGGGUUACUAAUCCUCUAUUACUAACCUAAAUAUUAUUACAGUUAUAAGUAAGUGCUAAACUCACAAGGGUUACUAACCUAAAUAAAACCUUAUACUCUGUCAAGAGUGAUGCAUUAGCAUCAUACAAUAGUUGCAGUAGGUCUCACGAAUUUUUUUAAACACAUCGGCCAUUUCCUACUGAGUCAUGGUGGUCCAAAAAAAGAAGAAACACUUUUUAUCAUCAUUCACUCCAUCACUGUCUUUGCCAGAGCUCGUCCUCUACUACAGUUAAAGAACUGCAACACAUUUCCACCCUGGAAAUAUAAACACAAAUGCAGUAUAAUGUGAUCCUUUAUUGACAACGUUUCAACCCCAGGUAGAUCCGUGUGUGACUUGAAAAAGCCCACUGUGUGGGUGAAACGUUGUCAAUAAAGGAUCACAUUAUACUGCAUUUGUGUUUAUAUUUCCACUGUGUUGGUAUUUUUUAUACCAUUUAUUUCCAUUGUUUCUACAUUUCCACCCGUCCUGUCUUGCCAGAGGUGCGCAGAUAUGACAGUUCACACGUGCAUAUUUAUUUCUUAGUUUGUAUAGAUAUACGCUUCAAACCUUGAUCUAAUGGACUAAGAAAAUGUAGAAUAAAAUCCACCAGGCAAACUGAUUCAGAAACAAUUAUGACCGCUGGUUACGCAAUUGUCCGUUGUUAAAGAUCACGGCAGAGGACGAUUCCAGAAGGGGAUCAAAAUAUAUAGAUCAAUUAAU